Daldinia caldariorum is the source of this 1815-nucleotide messenger RNA. RefSeq names its product Ser-Thr-rich glycosyl-phosphatidyl-inositol-anchored membrane family-domain-containing protein. The record is from RefSeq and is a predicted model, not a curated record. The transcript has 2 exons. Bases 288 to 1196 code for a protein of 302 amino acids. Lineage: Eukaryota; Fungi; Ascomycota; Sordariomycetes; Xylariales; Hypoxylaceae.
CUCAGUCACCCUCCCCUCCCCAGUCUUAGUCAACUAAAUAUCAUCAACCAUUUUUAUCUCACGCCCUCCUGUUUCUUUUUCUUCUUUUUUUCUUUUUUUCCUUCUUCCAACAUCCAGCCGUAAAUCCAAAAGUCUUUUUUUAAGACUCCCACAUUCUUUUAAAUCUUCGCAGCUCCGCUCAGCUCGCGUCAGCCCAACGGCACCUUCCACUCCUUUAUCAACCUGCCUCUCCUUCUCGGCACUCGUGGUCCUCAACAACCUCCAAUUCCCUUCCAACUUUAGUCAAGAUGCGUUCUACCGUUUUCGCCUCCGCCUUGGCCUUCGCUGCCUCGGCCUUCGCCCAGACUCCCGGCUACGCCGUCAUCUCCUCUCCCGCUGAGGGCCAGCAGGUUCCCUCCGGCAAGACCUUCACCAUCAAGUGGGACGCUGGCAAGGACUCUGGUCCUGUUACCAUCACCCUUCUUGGUGGUGAGACUCCUACCACUCUCUCUAUCGGACCUGUCCUCGCAACUGUUGAUGUUAGCGAGGGCUCUUUCACCUGGAAUGUUGACUGCUCCCUCGGCAAGGACAAGACCUACGGUAUCAAGGUCGCCUCCGUCGCCAACCCUGCUACUUUCCAGUACAGCUUUCCCUUCGCCAUCGCUGGCCCCUCUUGCGGUGCUGUAGAGAGCAGCAGCAGCAGCAGCAGCAGCAGCAGCGCUGUCGUCUCUAUCGCCACUAGCACUGCUGGUGGCUACCCCGUCUCUGUCGCUACUAGCACUGCUGGUGGCUACCCUACUCAGGGAUCCUCUACCCCCAGCAGCAGCUCUGUUGCCACCAGCUCUGUUGCCACCAGUUCUGUUGUCACCAGUUCUGCUCCCUCCAGCACUGCUCCCUCUUACCCUACCCUGAGCGUCUCCAGCUCCGUCAAGAGCAGCAGCAGCGUUGCCAGCAACACCACCAGCGCUAAGAGCACCCCGAAUCCUACUUACUCCGUCGUGGUUCCCUCCGGCAACCUGUCCACCACUCACCAGACCCCCACCUAUGUUCCUACGACCAUCGUCACCAGCGCCAGCUACGCCGUCGUGACUCCUACCCAGAGCGGUAGCCCCUCCACCUCGGCUCCCGUCACCAUCCCCACCGCUGGUGCCAGCAACAUCGCCGCUGGUUCUCUGGCUCUUUUCGGUGGUCUUGCAUUCGCCCUCUUCGGCAUGUAAAAAGCUUCUUACAGCUAGAAGAUUUUUUUUUUUUUACUUGUUGAGAGAUGACGUUUUAAUAUAAAGAUUUGGUUGCGUUGUUUUUAAACCGGCGUGAGCAAGGGAAUCGGAGCUAAUGAACUAAUUGUGGCCACACAAACCGAGAUACCUUUCUGAAAUGGCACCGGCUGUAGAUGCGGACAUUAUAUCCAGGUUCUAUAUGAUGCUCAAGUAAAGCAUUGUGACCAAGCCUCUAUUCAUGUCAAUAUAGACAGGCCUGCUAUACCCGAAUAUACCCCCCCAUUAAAAACUCAUUGCUUCUUGUCUUUAUUUGCACGUGAUUUGGAGAUGAAGAAUUGCAUUGCGCACUUGCUUUUUGGCUCUAAUAAGUCGUUUCUGCGCUGAUGGAAACGAACUAUUGAUUUGAGUAUUUGGUACAAGAUGAUACCCGUAGUCUCAAUCGAGGAACGUCGUAAGGUUCAGUUCGUCAAUAAUUAAUACUACGUAAUUGAUCUGACUUGGAAGUACUGAAGUCAAGAUAAAUAGUAUCGACGUUUUCCGAGUCGAAGUUUAAAGUUAGUUACCUAGGUACAUAACAGGUAGUUCAACGGUAAAUUUUUAUUAGAUUUUUUCCCGCUAA